GUGACGAGAUGUUUUCGUUACUUCGCUUCCGCCUUCCCGUGUUUUUCUCGCCGUGUCAUGUGGAUGUUCUAGCUAAUACCCGAACCCACUGACGGGGGCGACGCCAUCAUUAAAAACAACAACAACAGCAACAACAACAGCAGCGCCUCUCAGGACUUCCUCAUUCUUCACCGGCGGAGACUCUUCUGCGAGGCCGCGUGACAGCGAUGGAGGACGGGGAGCGGUCGCCGCUGCUGCCGGAGCAGCACGACGGCACCAACGGCAGCUCGCACGGAUACACGGCGCAGACUCUGGCGCCGUUCCCCAGCUCGGUGGCCCCCGGCGAGGCUCCGCCCCCUUACUCGCCGCAGGGCAGCCCGGACAGCAGCAGCGCUCCCGUCAUCAGCUGCCGGGUCUGCCAGAGCGCCAUAUCUGUGGAGGGCAAGACGCACCAGCACGUGGUGAAGUGCGGCAUCUGCAACGAAGCCACGCCGAUAAAGAACGCCCCCGUUGGAAAGAAGUACGUCCGCUGUCCGUGUAACUGUCUCCUGAUCUGCAAAGUCACGUCGCAGAGGAUCGCCUGCCCGAGGCCGUACUGUAAACGCGUCAUCAACCUGGGCCCGGUUCACAUCGGCAGAGAGAGUCCUGAACCGCAGCAUCAGCCCGUUGGCAUCCGGAUCAUCUGUGGACACUGCUCCAAUACAUUCCUGUGGACAGAGUUUUCGGACCGGACUCUGGCCCGAUGUCCGCACUGCCGAAAAGUCUCUUCUAUUGGUCGGCGGUACCCGAGGAGGAGGAGCCUACUGUGCUUCCUGCUGUUUGUUGUCCUCGUCGCCUCCACUGCAGGACUUAUGGUCGGCACGUGGAAACCCGCCCAGAACUCCAGAGGGAUCUACGUCUCGUGGGCGCUGCUGAUGGUGCUCGCUCUGUUCACCAUGGCGAGAACCAUCUACUGGAGGUGUCUGAAGAUCAGCGACCCCAUAUCCAACGUCACGUAGAGAGAGAGAGGGUGAGAGAGAGAGAGAGAGAGAGAGAGAGGUAGGUGAGAGGGCAAGUGGAUGAAGAGAAGGAAGGGAAAGAGUUGAUAAACGUAGAGGAAGUGAACAAAAGAUCCAGAGGAGACAAAGAGAGAGGAAGAGAUGCAUUUGAGAUAUAAAAAAUGUAAAAAAAACUCCACAUUCAUGCCAGAUUGGAUUCACGUCGCCAAUCGACCCAUUGCUAAGCCCCGCCCCCAUCCACCCCACACUUCUACUCCGCCAAGCUGUCCUAAUUUUAAAGAGAAGCGGAAAAAAAGUGAUGGUUUCGGAUAGUUAUCGGAGCCCCUGGUCGGAGCUGGCUGAUGCUACGCUAUGAUUGGCCAGUCUGCGUUAGAGGGGCGGGACUUAGCAAAGGGUCGAUUUGUUCCGCAACGUGUUUUGUUUUGUUUUUUUAAUCACAAACUGUGCAGGGUUAAAAAAAGGAGGGUAGUGUGAGAUAACGAGGGUCAAAGCUGGAGAACAAAUGUGUUUAAAUUAUUAGUUUUUUUUGACCUGGUGGUCUAAUGUGUCGUUUCAAAGCUGCUGUCAAAUUCACACCGUUAUAAUGUCAACGGGCAAUUAUAUGAAAUCAGUGUUUCCUCCAGAGAAAUCCAAUAAUGGCAAAUAAAGAACAGUCGGAGGACGUUACGCUGUAUAAUCAUACCAAAAUGGAGGGAAAUUAAUAAUGGAUCCUAAUCACGAAUACCGAGUUCUUUGAGAAACGACACAAGCUUAUUUUCUUGUAAUUCUUUAAAUGAUUCAACCCAUAGAUGUUUCUAUUCUCUCGAUACUAGAAAAUACAAUAAUGGACUCUUUUUGUAAUUUAAAUGUUGUUAAAAAAAAGCAAAUAUUGGUUUGAGAUACGAUGACCUCGUCCGUACGGUGACUUUGCAGCUACGGCCAGUUAGCUUAGCUUAGCAUAACAACAUGGAAACGUACAGUGACUUUGCAGCUACGGCCAGUUAGCUUAGCAUAACAACAUGGAAACGUACGAUGACUUUGCAGUUACGGACAGUUAGCUUAGCAUAACAACAUGGAAACGUACGGUGACUUUGCAGCUUACGGCCAGUUAGCUUAGCAUAACAACAUGGAAACGUACGGUGACUUUGCAGCUUACGGCCAGUUAGCUUAGCAUAACAACAUGGAAACGUACGGUGACUUUGCAGUUACGGACAGUUAGCUUAGCAUGACAACAUGGAAACGGACGGUGACUUUGCAGUUACGGACAGUUAGCUUAGCAUAACAACAUGGAAACGUACGAUGACUUUGCAGUUACGGACAGUUAGCUUAGCAUAACAACAUGGAAACGUACGAUGACUUUGCAGUUACGGACAGUUAGCUUAGCAUAACAACAUGGAAACGUACGGUGACUUUGCAGCUUACGGCCAGUUAGCUUAGCAUAACAACAUGGAAACGUACGGUGACUUUGCAGUUACGGACAGUUAGCUUAGCAUGACAACAUGGAAACGUACGGUGACUUUGCAGUUACGGACAGUUAGCUUAGCAUGACAACAUGGCGACGGCUCACUAUUUAAAAUGUUGCAUCUGAUUUGUCUAAAAACUGAAGUGUAAAAAUUCCACGUUGCGCUUUUUGGGGCAUUAUUAAUGAGAUAACAUGACGAGGAAACGUCAUCGACGGAGGAUGCACAUUAAUUAAUUGGUAUUGAUUCAGUGUGGCAUUUUCUUUAAAAAAUGGAUAUUUGAUUUAACGUACUUUUUUUCUUCUUUCUUUUUUAAUAAUUCAUAUCAACGAUCUCUUCAUAUUCCGCUGAACUUUUAAACAAAAACAAAAAAGUGCCGUUUUACGUUGUUUGGGUCACUCUGAGAAAUGACUUCACGCGGACAGAUUUAAUGAAGUAUCUCCUCUCUGUUUUUAAUCGGCCUCUUGUCUUGUUUGAAUCAAACUGAAUUGACGAAGCAGCGAAACGUUGACGUGUAAAUACUUGUGCAUUAUUUUCGGACUGUACAGAAUUGUCAGAGCCCGUUGCUUCCCCCUUGUGGCUGAAUUAUGUAAGUACGCGCUGACUGUGAAACAACGUUGCACUACAUUGUACCGAUGUACUACUUACUGUAUGUUUUUGUUGUUGUUUGUCUAUUAUUCCAGUGGGUGGAUUGUGGUUUUCUUUUUUUUGUAUAUUGUGAAACAAAGUAAUACUUUUAACAACGUC
Messenger RNA from Cyclopterus lumpus (lumpfish), 3163 nucleotides. Its product is annotated as type I phosphatidylinositol 4,5-bisphosphate 4-phosphatase-B-like. The record is from RefSeq and is a predicted model, not a curated record. Gene Ontology annotation, biological process: phosphatidylinositol dephosphorylation. The transcript is spliced from 7 exons. Bases 207 to 977 code for a protein of 256 amino acids. Gene Ontology annotation, cellular component: lysosomal membrane; late endosome membrane; phagocytic vesicle membrane. Gene Ontology annotation, molecular function: phosphatidylinositol-4,5-bisphosphate 4-phosphatase activity. Lineage: Eukaryota; Metazoa; Chordata; Actinopteri; Perciformes; Cyclopteridae.